Messenger RNA from Ichthyophthirius multifiliis, 1709 nucleotides. RefSeq lists its product as hypothetical. The record is from RefSeq and is a predicted model, not a curated record. Gene Ontology annotation, biological process: fatty acid catabolic process. Gene Ontology annotation, molecular function: fatty acid amide hydrolase activity; amidase activity. Lineage: Eukaryota; Ciliophora; Oligohymenophorea; Hymenostomatida. The transcript is spliced from 3 exons.
AAUAAAAAAGAUAACGGUAAUUAAACCAAUUAUCCCAAAAAUACCGUCUUGUAAAAAAAACAUCUAAUAAAUCUUUCAGUAUACAAACAAAUCCGAAAAUAGGCCCUUAAACAAUUGAAAAAGUCCUAAAUUCUCCCGUAACAGUUUUAAAAAAAAUGCUAGAAAAUAAAGAAAUAACCAGUGUAGAUUUAGUGAAUAUAUUUUCUCAAAGAGCCCAAUAAAUAGGACAAGAAUUAAAUAUAAUAACCGAGCUAAACUACACUGAAGCAAUUUAAUUAGCCAUACAAUGUGACGAAUUAAGACAAAAAAACCCCGAAAAUAUAAAAAACCUACACCUAUUCGGCAUACCAAUUUCAAUAAAAGAAACAUUAGAACAAAAAGGCUUUGUUUGUACUAUAGGUUGUGUUUCUAGGAUAAAUGAUGAGCCCUCAAAAGAAGAUGGUUUUAACAUAUCUUUAUUAAAAAAAUAAGGAGCUAUUCCUUUUAUAAGAACAAACAUACCUUAAUUAGCUAUGACGUCAGAAUCAUAUAAUCGCUUAUAUGGAAGAGUUUAGAAUCCUUGGAAUAUAUAAAAAAGCGCAGGAGGAUCUUCAGGGGGAGAAGGUGCUGCAAUUGCAGCAAGAAUAUCUCCUUUAGGAAUUGGCAGUGAUAUUGGUGGGUCUAUUAGAAUUCCAGCAGCUUAUUGUGGAGUAUACGGAUUUAAAUUUACAUCUAACAGGGGAUUAUCUAAAGGACAUACUUAUUUAACUGAUUUUUUAAAUGGGUAAUAAGCAAUUUUAUUGUCUGUAGGUCCUAUAGGUAAAAGUGUUGAUGAUUUGAUUUUGGUUAUGAAAUGUUUCAAUGACUAGAAAGCGCAUUAAUAAGCUGAAAUAGAUAAAAAAGAUGUUUUUUUAUUAAUUAAAGAAAUUGAUGAUAAAGUAAUUAAUAACAAAAAUAAAUAAAGAAUUGGAUAUUUUAAAACCCUAUAAUUUAUUGACGCUAGUUUAGCAAAUUAACGCGCAGUGGAAAUAUCAUUAGAAAAACUAAAAGAAUUAGGACAUGAACUAAUCGAAAUUGAAAUUCCGUUCUAAUUAGAAAUAAUGUAAUGUUAUUUUAGAAUUUUAAUGUCUGAUGGUUUAUAAGGAGUACAUAAAUUACUCAAAGGAGAAGGUUUUAUUAGAGAGUAUAAAUAAAUGGUUACUUUAGCAAGUUUACCGUAAUUCUUAGGGGUGUUUGUAUCCUUAAUAUUAGGUUUUUUAGGUUAAAAAAGACUAUAAAAGUUAAUCGAAACUUUCAAAGAAUUACCUGCUAGUGAAUAUGUUAGUACUUGCUAUAAAAUCCAAAUUUUAAAAUAAAAGUUUAUCGAAAUAUUUUAAAAAAAUAACAUUUCAUCUAUAUUAUGUCCUUCUUCGGGUACUCCAGCAUUUUCACAUGGGAAAAAUGCAGAAACAGUUCUUUCCUGCUAUUAUAAUUUUAUGUGGAAUUUAUUAGAUUUCCCUGCCGGAGUUUUACCUAUAACUACAGUUUUAGAAAAUGAAUAGCAUUAUAAAAAUAGUUUAAUUAAGGAUAUUCUUAGUAAGAAAAUUGAUUAGUUUAUGAAAGGAAGCAUGGGAAUGCCAGUGGGAAUUUAGGUUGUGGCUUUACCUAAUUAAGAUGAAGUAGCUUUGAAUAUAAUGAAAUAAAUUGAUGAGAAAGUUUAGUUUUAUAAAAAUUAUAAUUAUCCUAUAUGA